Messenger RNA from Castor canadensis (American beaver), 1130 nucleotides. The record is from RefSeq and is a predicted model, not a curated record. Lineage: Eukaryota; Metazoa; Chordata; Mammalia; Rodentia; Castoridae.
CGCCGGCCCUGGGGCAGCGUCCCCGGGGUAACUCAGUAGUCCAGGCCUGAGCUUCUGCCCGCAGGUGUCGGCGCCAAGACUCCAUGGUGGGUUUCGGGGCCAACCGGUGGGCUGGCCGCCUGCCCUCCAUCGUGCUGGUGGUGCUGCUAGUGGUAAUCAUCGUCCUUGCCUUCAACUACUGGAGCAUCUCCUCCCGCCAUGUCCUGUUCCAGGAGGAGGUGGCCGAGCUGCAGGGGCAGGUCCAGCGCAAGGUGGCCCGCGGUCGUCUGGAGAAGCGCAAUUCAGACCUCUUGCUCUUGGCGGACACGCACAAGAAAGAGAUUGACCAGAAGGAGGCCGCCUACGGCCGCCUUAGUAGCCGGCUGCAGGCCAGGGAAGGCCUGGGGAAGAGAUGCGAGGAUGACAAGGUUAAACUACAGAACAACAUAUCCUAUCAGAUGGCAGACAUACAUCAUUUAAAAGAGCAACUUGCUGAGCUUCGUCAGGAAUUUCUUCGACAAGAAGACCAGCUUCAGGACUACAGGAAGAACAAUACUUACCUUGUGAAGAGGUUAGAAUAUGAAAGCUUUCAGUGUGGACAGCAGAGCAAGGAAUUAAGAGCACAGCAUGAAGAAAAUAUUAAAAAGUUAGCAGACCAAUUUUUGCAGGAACAAAAGCCAGAGGCCCACAAAAGUCAAUCAAAUGAUGGAAAAGAAUUGGGUAUAAAUGAUCAUAUAGUACCUAAAAAUAACCCAAAAGAAGCUGAGAAUGCUGCAGAUAAAAAUGAAGAGCCCUCAAGCAAUCAUAUUCCAAACCCUCAUGGGAAAGAACAAAUCAAACGAGUUGGUGAUGCAGGGAUGCCUGGAAUAGAAGAGAAUGACCCAGCAAAGGUUGAUGACCUUCCCGCUGCUUCACAUGUAAACCACAAUGGAAACCCUGAUAUUUCAAAACAGAACCCUUCCAAUCCUCUUCAGCAUUUAAUUCCAGACUCAAAUGUGGAGACUGAAUCCAGAAUUCAAGCAGACAUACAAAAGCAGGCCACCAAGGACAGAGUCAGUGAUUUCCACAAAUUGAAGCAAAAUGAUGAAGAAUGAGAGCUUCAGAUGGAUCCUGCAGACUAUGGAAAGCAACGUUUCAAUGAUGUCCUUUAA